AUGGCCCUAACCGAAGACCAAAUCAACUUAAUUGAAAAGCAUCCGCUUGGCGAGUCAUUGAACCGGAUUCGCAUUGAACUGCGCGAUUGCACUGAUGAGCUGCAAGUUGCAGCAGUAGCAAGCCUUCUGGAAAUACUUUUCUCAGCUCGAGCUGCCUACUACCUACUUACUCAAGAUAGAAGCAAACGUAUUGCACAAAGGCUGUUCCUCCUCAAACUGCAGAUCCGAGAAGGCCCAAUAGAGCUAGGAUGUUUUCAGCCACUUGUCGGCCUUAUCAUCGCAGAAUCGCCCGACAGCAACAUCUGGGCAGCUGUUAUUGACCUUAUCGAUACUCUCGAUUCUUCUACUCUCCCCGUUUCUACCAGUACCGUCCCAACAAUCGAGGGAACACCAGUUAAGGCUUUCUCCAGUCGUCUUUCCCAUAGCAAGACGCAUGAUAUUAUAGAACGAGAGCUAUUCAACGAGAUCAAGGACUGCACCUUCCGCAACGGCAUAAAAAAAAUGCUCGAUGGGGUCAUGUCAAUGCACGACGGCAAGAAAUGGAUAAACUUCCCGGCUUCUCACAACAAAAAGCUCAUCUGGGAGUGGCUUCGCUCUAUAGAAGAUCUCGCCCUUACCGACGCCCCAUACAAACUCCAUACGUCCAAUACUGCCAAUCGGUUUAAAGAACGAAUAGGCCAGAUGGAUAUAUUCUUUCAGGCUCCAUCCAAAAGGGCGAACGGGAGCUUCAAGUACGACAGGGUCCUUGUUGUCGGAAAGCAAGAGAGGUCGAAUAAUACAAGCAAGUUCAAAUCGACAAUUCUCCAACUCGCACGCUACAUACGAGGCGUCUUUACCGACCAGCCUACGCGUCGGUUCGUCCAUGCAUUUUCUAUCUGCGCUUCUACGAUGGAACUCUGGGUAUUCGAUCGGUCUGGACCGUACAGCUCGGGCCCCUUCAAUAUUCACCGCAAGCCGGACAUGUUCGCAAGAGCUCUUGUCGGGUAUGCUACAAUGAAUGAUGAUGAGAUGGGCCUCGAUACGUUUAUCAAGCGAGAGGAUAAGCAUCGUUAUAUUACACUAGAGGAUGCAAGCGGUAACGAAUUGAGGACUAGGCUAGAGAAGCUACUAGUCAAGCAGCAUGCCAUCGUCUGUCGCGGAACAACUUGCUUCAAGGCCGGAACGAGGAAUGUCGCAAAAUUCUCGUGGGUAUCGGACAAGCAGAUACCCGAGGCAACACAGCUAGAACUGGCGGAAGAGAGGGGUGUCAAGGGGGUAGCGAGAGUGGUUGCUCAUCGUCGCAUCACUACUAUUGCAGACAUGCGCAAGGGCAUGCAUUUUCCAGAACGCCACCGAUUCCGGAAUGAAAGCAUGAAGUCGUCGAGAAAGGAGCCCGAAUUAUCGAUCGAUUAUCAAUCCGAUGCGUCCGGACCCAAGAGGCGGCGUAUCAACCGUCUGGAGUCGAAGCAGCUUGUCCAGCAGUUGUCUACUGCAAAUACUAGGCAGAGCUUGAAUAAUCGCGACAUGGACCUGUGGGAGAAUAGGAUCUUCUCUUGCCUAAUUGUUUCACCAGCCGGCCGUAUUAUCAGCGACUUCAAGACGACUAGGGAACUGCUAGAGUCAAUGCAAGAUGCCAUCAAGGCACAUCAGUCUCUCUAUGUCACCGGUAAUGUUCUCCACCGGGAUAUUUCUUCAAGCAAUAUUAUUAUUACGAACCCUAAGGUGGCGAAUGGAUUUAAGGGUAUGCUUAUUGACCUUGACCUGGCCAAGCUGUGA
Messenger RNA from Drechmeria coniospora, 1755 nucleotides. Its product is annotated as serine/threonine-protein kinase Sgk2. The record is from RefSeq and is a predicted model, not a curated record. The coding region runs from base 1 to 1755 and encodes 584 amino acids. NCBI's taxonomy places the organism in Eukaryota, Fungi, Ascomycota, Sordariomycetes, Hypocreales, Ophiocordycipitaceae. Gene Ontology annotation, biological process: protein phosphorylation. Gene Ontology annotation, molecular function: protein kinase activity. The transcript is spliced from 2 exons.